Molecule: messenger RNA, 984 nt
Organism: Entrophospora candida
Lineage: Eukaryota; Fungi; Glomeromycota; Glomeromycetes; Entrophosporales; Entrophosporaceae
Source: the annotation of a GenBank genome assembly
AUGAUAAUAAAUUUAGACAGAUUAAAUAUAAAAGAAAAAUUACAAUUAUUAAAAACAGCAGAUGUUUUAGUGAUGGAUUCAUUCGUUGAUUAUUUAGAACAGAAUUUGAUCAAAGAAGAAAGCAAUUGGUAUAAAGAUCAAGCAAGUGAGGUAUUAUUUGUAACUUUACAAAUCACAAAAUGCAAAAAAUUAUUAAAAUUAUCUAGUAAUGCCAUAUUAAGAAAUCCUAAAAUUUUUUUUGGCUCUAAAGAAUUUUUAUUUAUACCUAGAAAUUAUUUAGCAAAAAUAUUAGAUAGAGACAUAUUAGGAUUAGAAGAAAUGGAUAUAUUUAUAGGUGUUGUUAUGUGGGGAAUGAAUAAUACACCUAGUAUAUCACAUGAUUUUAUAUCAUGGUCAUCAGAAGAUAUUGCAUCUUUAAAAUCAACAAUAAUACAAUUUUUGAAUAAAGUUAGAUUCUUCCAUAUGCAACCUGAAGAUUUUAUUAAUAAAGUUGGUCCUUUGAUUAAAAUCUUUUCGCCCGAAUUGUAUGAACAAGUAAUUCAAUACCAUUCAGAGAAAUCAACACCUAAUUAUUAUAAUAUAUUGCCACUAAGAUUAAAUUCUCUAAUAAUUAGAGAAAAAGAAGAAACAGCAUUAAUCUCUUAUUGGGGACCGACAUUAACUGUAAUUAGAACAAAAAAUAACAAUGAAGAUGAGGCAGUGUUUGGUGGAUUUAAGUCAGUUAGUUGGUCAAACAAUGAUAUAACUGGUGGAGGAAAAGGUUUUAUAUUUGGUUAUUUGUGGAAAGAUGAUAAAUUAUUGUUACCUUGGAUGAUGCCCGUGAAAAAUCAUUUUCAUGGUGAUAAAAUUUUAGGUGAUGGACAAUUAUUAUUCAUUGAUUUUACAAAUGGUAAUAAGUUAAUAGCACAUGCAAACAUUUGGAGUUUGGAAGGAACGAUUGAAGAAUUAGAAGUAUUUAUAGUUUUACAUAAAGAUACUAACUGA